AACGCGGGACGCUCCCGGACGGGGGAGGGCACCGGGCCGACCAUGGCGGGGCGGCCUCGCUGCGAACUGUGCGGGAGCCGCCCGGCCCCGCGGCUCUGCCCGCGCUGCCGCCGCGUCCGCUACUGCGAUGCCUCUCACCAGGGGGCCGACUGGAACAGCAUCCACGAGAAGAUCUGCCCCCUGCUCAUCCCACCCCAGCCCUGCUUCCACUCAGAGAGAGACAGAAAACAAGGCAAGGAGCAGCUGCUGAGGAGGCAGAAGUCCAUCGUGGAGGUGGCUCUCAGUGCUGCCCAGAGGUUCCUUUGGGAAGGGAAGGCCCUGGAAGCCCUCCCUGCAGCCCUGCAGGCCCUUCGCUUCAGCGCCCGCGUGUUCGGCUGGAGCUCCGUGCAACUGGUACCUGUUUAUCUCCUGCUGGCCGAGGCCUCCACGGGCACUGGGAAUCUCCGACAGGCAUCCAAGUACCUCUCUGAGGCCGAGUGGAUCGUCCUGCAGACCCCAGACUGCCCUGCUGCUGUCCAGUCCAGGUUACACCGUGGGCUGGGGCUGUUCUGUAUCGCCCAAGGAAACCUUGACCAGGCUUUGUAUCACCUGGCCACUGAUGUGAGUCCCCUGAAAUACAGCAACACCUUGGAUUUGAUUCCUUCCCUCCUUCCGGGUCGAUAUGGAAACCCCAGCAGGCAAAUCUGGGAUCCCGAGAGGGUUCACAUCCCAAAAACCUGA
This is a messenger RNA of Chiroxiphia lanceolata (lance-tailed manakin), 720 nucleotides long. RefSeq names its product zinc finger MYND-type containing 12 (gene ZMYND12). NCBI's taxonomy places the organism in Eukaryota, Metazoa, Chordata, Aves, Passeriformes, Pipridae. The coding region runs from base 43 to 720 and encodes 225 amino acids. Gene Ontology annotation, molecular function: protein binding. The transcript is spliced from 4 exons. The record is from RefSeq and is a predicted model, not a curated record.